CUUCACACAUGCAAAGUUCCGAGUUCAAACCCAGCACCUCUGAUCUGGGGCUGGAGAGAUGGCUCGGUGGUUAGGAGCACUGGCUGCUCUCGCAGAGACUGACAACACCCACAUUGCCACUCACAACCGUACGUAACUGUAGUUCCAGGAUAUCCAACACCCUCUUGUGGCCUCUGAGGACACUGCAUCCACGUGAUGUGCAGACAUACAUGCAGGCAAAGCCCUCCCACACAUAACUUAUAAGUAAAUAUAGUGAGCAUAGCUAGAGGAGUAGGGAAUUGAGGUGGGUGUGUUGUUCUGUGUUGCUCAAGGGGGAUCAAGAAAGGAGACUCACGGACAGGAGAAACCCUGUCUUGAAAAACAAAAAACAAAAAAAAAAAAAGAAAGGAGACUCACUCCAGGGUACAGUCUAGGCUCUCUGGCAGCAAGGAAGCCCAGCCUCUGAUAGACUGAACCACCAACUGCCCUUCAGAGCAUAUUAUUGGUUGCCACACAAAGGUCAUUUUUUGUGUGUGUGUCAAACAAGUUUCUCCUACCAACGUCCCUUUGAUCUGUCUGUUCUCUGAGGAAAAUCACCACACCCUUGUUGUGUGCUGCUUGCUCCACUGUGCACUGUUUGCAGUACCCAAUAAUUCAAGGUGCUCCAGUGGUGCCAGGUCAGUCUUGUGACCACAGUCAUGCAACGGAUGGGAAACGCCCUCGGAAAACCAACCUGAGAUGGUGACCUUCAGAGAUGUGGCAGUAGACUUCUCCCGGGAGGAAUGGGAUUGUCUGAAUUCUUCUCAAAGGCUUUUGUAUAGGCACGUGAUGUUGGAGAACUACAGGAUCCUGGUGUCUCUGGGACUUUGCUUUUCCAAGCCAAGUGUGAUAUUCUUGUUGGAACAAGGAAAAGAGCCGUGGAUGGUGAAGACAGAACUGACAGACAGUUUGUCCACAGAUUGGGAGUCUAUGUAUGUGACUGAAGGAUUAAUCCCAAAGCAGGAACUUUAUGAAGAACAGUCAUCCAGAAAGAUAAUUGAGGAACUUAGAAGUAUCGGCCUUGAUUGUCCCAGUCUGAUGGGAGAAUGGGACCAUGAGCAUCAUUUUGAGAGACAAUCUGAGAAUCUAAAAGCGUAUUUCAAGGAAGAGACCGUUGCUCUUGAAGCUCUGAUUGAUAACAGAUCCUGGGGAGGUUUCUAUCAGAACACAUUGCUUCAUACACGACAGACAGCCUCCAAAGAGGAGAGUGCAUUUAAAAAAGGCACACACAAGAGAGGCUUGAAGACUGUCAAGCCCAAGAGCAUCUACACAGAGAAGAAGCUUCUGAAAUGCAGCGAUUGUGAGAAAGUCUUCAGCCAGAGCUCCUCCCUCACUCUCCAUCAAAGAACUCACACUGGAGAGAAGCCCUACGCAUGCACGGAGUGUGGGAAAGCCUUCAGCCAGAGGUCAAACCUCGUUCAGCAUCACAGGAUUCAUACUGGAGAGAAGCCCUACGAAUGUAAGGAAUGCCAGAAAGCGUUCAGCCAGAACGCGCAUCUAGUUCAACACCUGCGAGUUCAUACUGGAGAAAAGCCGUAUGAGUGUGAGGUGUGCAGGAGGGCCUUCAGCCAGUUUGCCUACCUUGUUCAGCAUCAGAGGGUUCAUACUGGAGAGAAACCCUAUGAAUGUAUUGAGUGUGGAAAAACCUUUAGCAAUAGGUCAUCUGUUGCUCAACACCAGAGAGAUCACACCGGAGAGAAACCUUUUGAGUGCAGGGUCUGUAGGAAAGCCUUCAGCCUUCGCGCAUACCUUACUGUGCACCAGAGAACACACACGGGGGAGAGACCCUACAAAUGCCAGGAAUGUGGGAAAGCCUUCAGCCAAAAUUCCCACCUUGCUCAGCAUCAGAGAAUCCAUACAGGUGACAAACCUUAUAAAUGCCAGGAAUGUAGGAAGGCCUUCAGCCAGAUCACCUAUCUUGCUCAACAUCAGAGAGUUCACACAGGGGAGAAACCUUAUGAAUGUAUUAAGUGUGGGAAGUCUUUUAGCAAUGACUCGUCCCUUACUCAGCACCAGAGAGUGCAUACUGGAGAGAAGCCUUAUGAAUGUAAUGUUUGUGGGAAGGCCUUCAGUUACUGUGGAUCCCUUACCCAGCAUCAGAGAAUCCACACAGGAGAGAGACCCUAUGAGUGUAAGGAGUGUAAGAAAACCUUCAGGCAGCACGCACAUCUUGCUCAUCACCAGAGAGUUCACACCAGGGAGUUACUCUUACCCCCCAAUCCAGGCAAUCACCAAAUCCUGUAAAUCCCAGCUCCUAAAUAUUUCUGAAAUCUGUGUUCUUUUUUGUCUUUAGUGCUGAUCACUGCUAUAUUGUUCUAAUGGGGUUUCCAGUAUCUAUUAUUACUAUCUCCAAGUGAUUUUCCAAUAAUGUACCCAAAAUGAUUUUAUUUUGAAGUGGAAUCUUGUGUUAAAAAAAAAAAAAAAGCUGGACUUAGACUCACUAUGUAGCCAAGGUUGGCCUCAAUUCAUUACCUUCCUGCCUCUGCCCCUCAAGUGCAAGUGCCGAAAUUACAGAAGUGUGGUACCAUACCCAGCAAUUUUUUUUAAGGUAUAAAGAUUAACAUAUCACCAUCUCCACCUAAACCUGUCCUUUCCUGCUAUUGUUUUUAGACUAAUCAACACCCUUAAAAUUGUAUAUAAGAAUCUUUUGUAUGAUCCAAACAUAUCAUUCAGCUUUAUUUUCUCCCUGCCUGCUUUAGGCACUAGACUCUUCUUAACACUGUGAGCUUAGUUCUGGGAAACCAUAGCUCUGCCAUUACUAUGGCAUUGUGUGACUUUGAAAAACUCAUUUAAUUUGUCUAAACCUCAUGGUUUUAAUCUUAAAAUAGGGAUAUUAAAGGCUACUGUAUUGUGGAAAUGUAUUACAUGAAAGUAUCUGUUGAAAAUUAAUACAUACUGAGAUGAGGAAUUUGCAUGCAGAGCACUUAACAUAGGACAUCAUCUCUAGCAGAGCCUCAGUAAAUAGGUGCAUGCCAGGCACUGGGCACUGUUCAAUGCAGUUAACAUACUUUAAUUCAUUUACUUCUCACAGCUGGGAUAAGAUUCGCUGAACCUCUUUGGGAAGCACCCGAUCAGAAUUGAAAACAACUUAAAUAUUUUAGAACAUAAAUGGGAGUUUUCAUCCUCUUGGCGAAUAAUCAUUAUAGACACAGGUAGUAAACAAAAAUUGAUUAUUAGUGUUUUAUCAAGUUUCUAAAGAGAAUGGAGUAAAUCAGACUGGGCUUUCCAGUGUAUUAUGAAUCAUUUUGUGUUUUUUUUUUAAUGUGUGGCAUGUUGGACCUUCAUGAAUCAGUUCCUUAUGAAAUUCCAAUAAAAUACUUCACUGAAGCUAAAAUUUUCAUAAUGAACACACAAAAUAAAAACCAAAAGCAAUCA
Molecule: messenger RNA, 3393 nt
Organism: Alexandromys fortis (reed vole)
Lineage: Eukaryota; Metazoa; Chordata; Mammalia; Rodentia; Cricetidae
Product: zinc finger protein 570-like
Exons: 4
Coding region: 718-2262 (514 amino acids)
Biological process (GO): regulation of transcription by RNA polymerase II
Molecular function (GO): RNA polymerase II cis-regulatory region sequence-specific DNA binding; DNA-binding transcription factor activity
Source: RefSeq, a predicted model, not a curated record